UGCCAUAGAAAAAACAUUUUUGGUUCCUCUAAGAACAAUUUAGUCAAAAGUUCUUUAUUUAGACAUUAAAAGUAGUUAAAGCUUCUUCUAUGGCAUCGUGAAGCACUCUUAUUUUUAAUAGUGUGUUGUUUGGUGCACAUGUUGAAUGAUUAUAAACAUGUAAUAAAGAGUUAAAAAAAUAGCAUAACACAUGACAUCACACUCUAAAAAUCAAUACAACCCGCCUUUUAUAGGGCACUUGAUAACUUCAAAACAUCUUGCUUCUCUUCCUCUCUGAGAGAGAGAGAGAGAGACAGAGACAGUUAUUACUCUCAACCUCACUGUGUUCAUGGUAUCAAACCUCUGUCAAGCUCCUGAACAUAUUUAACAAAUCUGGAAACUUCGUCUAACAGAAACUCCAAAUUUAAAUUGAUCCUAAAACUCCUUGCUUUUAGCUUUGACUAGACUACAAAGACUUCACUAUGAGUAAAUCAAGAGACAGCAGCCCCACAUCUUUCACCCUGGAAACAGAUGACAGGACGGAUGAAGAGAGGUCGAAAAAAGUGAAGAAAAAGGAUAAGAUGCCCAUGGACACAUAUUUCCAAGAAGAUGUAGUGGAUGAAACACCGAGAAUUAAAUUCAACUUAAACUUUGACAAGGGAAUUAGAAAUGUGAAAGAGGAACCAGGACAAGACACUGGGGCCUUUUCUGUCAAGAAGCUGUUUGAAGCCGUUUCCAGUGGCGAUGUCUCUAAACUGCAGGGUUUACAUGAGUACCUGCACAAAAGCAUGAAACAUCUCACCGACUCCCAAUAUAAGCCCAACGGAAAGACAGCCUUGCACAAAGCUCUUUUAAACUUACAGGAUGGUGAAAACGACACUAUUGAAUAUUUGCUCGACAUUGCAGAGAAGAUGGGAGAUUUGACGAAUUUCAUCAAUGCUGCAUACACAGACGGUUUCUACAAAGGUCAGACAGCUCUACAUGUUGCCAUCGAAAGGAGGAGUGCAAAGUUUGUACACAUGCUGGUUAAGAAAGGUGCUGAUGUCCACGCUAUGGCCUGUGGGAAAUUCUUUCAGCCCAGUGAAGGGAUGUGCUUUUAUUUUGGUGAGUUGCCGUUGUCACUGGCCGCUUGUACUAAUCAGUCAGACAUUGUGGAUUUCCUGAUGGAAAACCCAUAUCAGCCAGUGGAUGUCACUAAAAAGGAUUCGCAUGGAAACAUGGUGCUUCACGCUCUAGUAGCCAUAGCAGAUAACAGCAACGAGAACACAGAGUUUGUCAUUGCCAUGUAUGACCACAUCUUAAGGAAAGUUGCUCAACUCCACCCUAAGACAAAGCUGGAGGAGAUUGAAAACAAUCAGGGACUCACACCGAUCAAACUAGCAGCCAAAACCGGAAAAUUUGGGCUGUUUAAGCACAUAGUGCAGCGAGAGUUUAAAGAUUGCAGGCAGCUGUCUCGGAAGAUCACGGAGUGGGCAUAUGGUCCAGUUUGCUCCUCACUUUAUGAUCUCGACUCCCUGGACAGCUACGAGAAGAACUCUGUGCUGGAGAUUGUUGUUUAUGGCAGCGAGAUUCCUAACCGUCUUGAGAUGCUUCAUAUUGAGCCCCUUAAUAAACUACUUGAAGAGAAGUGGGAUAGAUAUGCUCAACGGAUUUUCUUGUUCAACUUUAUUGUUUAUCUUGCCUACCUUCUCAUCUUCACAACAGUAGCUUGUUAUCGGCAAGAAGGAAAGCCUCCAUUUGAUUACGACAAGGAAACUCGCCACCUGUUUUUGACAGGACACAUGAUUAGUGCCAUUGGAGCCCUUUACUUCUUUUUUAGAGGGUUAUUAGAUUUGAUCAGGAAGCAUCAGAGAUUUCAAUGCCUGAUGAUAGACGGAUACGCUGAUCAACUUUUUUUUCUGCAGGCUCUGCUCUUUAUAGUGUGUGCUGUACUGUAUUUUUGUGGUAAAAUGGAAUAUCUGGCCUUUCUGGUUUUGAGUCUGGCUUUGAGCUGGAUAAAUCUACUCUACUUCUCCAGAGGAUCCAAAUUUAUGGGAAUCUACAGUGUCAUGAUACAAAAGAUGAUUCUGGGAGAAAUUCGGAGAUUCGUUGUUGUGUAUAUGGUCUUUCUCAUUGGAUUCACUACAGCUGUGGUAACUCUUCUUAGAGGUAAAGCAAAAACUGUUAAUGCUACUGGAGACUGCCUGACACCAGAAUUUGAUAAUGUCUACCGCACCAUUCUGGAGUUGUUCAAGUUUGCUAUUGGCAUGGGAGAUCUGGAGUUCACAGAUCAGUAUGAAUACCAGACAGUGUUUUAUGUGCUGCUGAUCUUGUAUAUAGUGUUGACCUACAUACUGCUGCUAAACAUGCUGAUCGCACUGAUGAAUAAAAGCGUGGAGGAUACACACAAAGAGAGCACCAGUAUCUGGAAACUACAGCGUGCAAUGAGCACUUUGGACAUGGAGUGUUUUUUUCCUCGCCGUCUUAAAGAAAUGCUGCGCUCAGGGGAAGAAAAAGACCUGGGUGAUGGACUGGAAUCUGAUCGACGAUGGUGCUUCAGUGUGGAGGAAGUUAACUGGAACCAAUGGAACAGAAAUCUGUCUAUAAUCAAUGAAGAUCCUAUGGGCUUAUGCACGAGUGUACCUUCCCCAUCUAAACCCAAAAGAGAUUUCAGCCGGCUUGGACUCCUCCCAGCUUUCAGUAAGCGGUGGACACAAAGAACACAAAGAACACAACCCAGUGAUGCACAGGAGCUCAGUCCUCUAGCUGAAGUCUCUACUAGCGCCCUCUGAUGGUCUCAUAACAAACAUCAUCACUGUGUGUGAAAUCUGUAGUACGCCAGGUUUCAGACUUAUUUGGAGAACAAGCUGUUAAAAAGUAUUUAAUCUAAUGAAUGUAUAUGUGCAAUCAAAUAAGAUUAAUUUAAUAGUGGGCGAAACAGGGUCAAUCUUUUUUGUGUUAUUAAAUAUUCAUUUCAGUGGUACAGGAAUGACAAGCUUUGAUUGGUUAAAAAUGAACUCUAGUUCUAAAAUAAUACGGAUCAUCUUUUUUACUUCAAACCUUUCUCUCACUUUGCUGUUUUGCUCACCUUUGUAAGUCGCUUUGGAUAAAAACGUCUGCUAAAUGCCUUAAUGUAAAUGUAUAAGCUGUACAAAGCAUAAAUGCUAGGUACCUUUUAUUUUUUUGAUAAACAUAUCAGGACAUUUUACUGUUUUAUGAAGAUCUUUAUAAUAGUGCAGUAGCCCUUAUAACUUUAUAUGCUUACUUUAAAGUUCCAAUGAAAUUAAAAUGGGACAAUUCUUUUUAUGUAAUACUGCAGUGUUUUAUUAUUUAAAAUGUAUCAGUGUAAGUCAUUUUUAAUUCAUGUGCCCUCAUAAACUUCAAUCAAAAUCUGCAAAUGAACUUCGGCCCUCUUGUGGCAAUCAUUCUCAGAUGAUGUUAGAGUAUCCGUUAACUCCGCCCCCUCUUGCUGUUAAGCUGUGGUCACACUAGACUUUUUCGCUCCAUUGACUUCCAUUCAUACGCAUGAGAAUGUGGCAGACUGGAAACGCACGCUUGUGCAAUGCUGCAAGUUGCUGCAAAGUCAAUUCUGGUGAACUCUGGCCUGCGAAUUCGUAUCACAUGGAGCGUCAUGACCAGUAUAAAACCGGUCACUGCAUGACUUUUCUCUCUACAGAAAAGCACAGACGAAGCCAAAGAUCAUAUUGAUGAGCUGCUUCCCACAGCAAUGUCCGACAAAUACUCGCAUACUCAAAGUCUAGUGUGACCGCAGCUUUAGUCUGCUGCCAGUUCUAUUAUAAAUGAAAUGCCUACUUUUCUAUAUCCAAUCAAUGCACAGUGGAAAACACAAACCAUGCCCAUGAUUUUACUCGUGUGAUAUUCUGUUUCACUUGCAAAUACGUCACAAUCCAGAAGUCGAUAGCGACUUCUGGUUCACAGGGACUUUAAAGUGGAAAUGAAGCAGUUAGACAAUUACAUUUUUUUUAGUAAAUGGAUAUUUACUGUAUUAAAGAAUAUAUAACAAAUACUAAGUGCCUAUUCUGACCAUAGACCGUAAAAAAACAUGGACGUAGUGUCCGUGCCGUCACCCAUUGGUUUCUGAAGAUCGUUUUUGAAGCUUAAAUUAGGCAUUGCCUGCCGUCGCCAUCUUGGCCGCGCGUCACCGCGAAUCACUGGCGAAAAACCGAAAAAGGGUAAAGAGGCGGGACAUGGGUGAAGCUGAGGUGGCUGGAUGCUGAAACCAUGCCCGCCUAGCUCGACUCUAGUGACAGCAGUGGCUGUUCAACCGUCACUCAAGUGGCCACGCCCUUAAUUAUGCAGAAGUUUAAGGCUUAAUAUAAUUUAAACGAUGAGUUACAAAAAAAUUCAGCCCCCUCACAGUUGUCAUGAAGAGCAAAAUUAGCUAUACAGACCAAAAACACUUUUUGUACCAGGCUGUAAACAUAUUAUUUUCUACUGUAAAGUUGGCAAUUUUUAACAUGGGAGUCUAUGGGAGUUGACUCCCUUUUGGAGCCUGCCUCAAGCGGCCAGUCGAAUGAAUUGCAGUUUAAGUCACUUCCAUAUUGGCUUCAUUAGAGAGAUCGGAAGGUUGCCCCUCGAUUCUGACAUGCUGUAAUAUAUGAUCUAUGGGGUAUUUAGAGCUAAAACGUCACAUAUGCACUCUUUGGACACCAGAUUUUACAUCUUGUAAACAAAUGUCUCCUUUAAAUUUAAAUAUUGUAAAUAUUGUUAAACAAUUUAUGAUACAAUAAGGCAGAAUAUCAUUUAGGGCAGAGUUUUCCAAACCAAAAUCUCCAAGGCCCCCAUUUCCGUCUUUAUAUUAAAAAUGAUCAACACAUAUUACUCAUUUGUAAGGGUUUUGUGCCAUUUAUGUGCACUACUAAAAAUUUGCAAACCAUAUUCUGGUGAAGAUGAUGUAAUGUAAACAUUCUUUGAUGUAAACUUUCACAAAUGUGUUGUAAAUCUAUAACACUGCAUACUAUAAGUUUAUAACAGAAGGCCAUUUCAUGAGUAUAUUGCAAUAAAAUGCACACAUGUUUUUAAUUGAAUAUUUUUACAUUUUGAUUUAGCUUAAUCCACUGUUUGGUAGCACUAGUGUGAAAUAAGUUUGCAUAUGUCGCCCUCCUGUGGUACCGCUUGGUUUUUACAUUUCAAUUUGAAUUUAAAGGCGCUCUAAGCGAAUCUGUGUGACGUCACUUUUUGUUGAUGUAUGAACUGUUUUCAAACAAACAGAGCGUAGCUAACUCCUCCCCUUCCCUUCCGUGCUUUCAUGAACGCGCCCAACCCCUACCCUCAAAUCCUUCUUGUCGUUUAUUGGCUGGAACACUUUGUUAUGGUUUCUGUUUGUAGGUUUGGCCACUUUGUUUUUAUUGCAGUUUGUGGAGCCUGUGCUGUCUACAGAGAUCGUGUUUUUUUACAGUUUGAUCAGCAGACAGGCAGCAAGCAGAUAGUGAGGAGAUGUUUGCUGUAUGUAAUCAAAAAUGUUUUAUGGUCUAAAACGCGUGAAUUCACUUAGAGCACCUUUAACAUGCAUAAUAUCACCGUUUCUCUGGUCAGCUCACACAGAGACUGUGUUAUAUCUGUCCUGUUGCAUUCUUACUGCCACUACAUCUGAAGAGUUUGGUUCCAAAACGCAAUAAAUCCAUUUUGACUAA
Molecule: messenger RNA, 5612 nt
Organism: Misgurnus anguillicaudatus (oriental weatherfish)
Lineage: Eukaryota; Metazoa; Chordata; Actinopteri; Cypriniformes; Cobitidae
Product: transient receptor potential cation channel subfamily V member 1
Biological process (GO): calcium ion import across plasma membrane
Cellular component (GO): plasma membrane
Molecular function (GO): protein binding; calcium channel activity
Source: RefSeq, a predicted model, not a curated record